Messenger RNA from Coturnix japonica (Japanese quail), 3436 nucleotides. It is a transcript of the gene PCSK9, whose product is annotated as proprotein convertase subtilisin/kexin type 9. NCBI's taxonomy places the organism in Eukaryota, Metazoa, Chordata, Aves, Galliformes, Phasianidae. The record is from RefSeq and is a predicted model, not a curated record. Gene Ontology annotation, biological process: proteolysis. Gene Ontology annotation, molecular function: serine-type endopeptidase activity.
CUCCCGCAGAGCUCUGGGGAUGUCCCCACGGAUCUCGCUCCCACGGGUGGGUUCUAUUUCCCGUUUCCCCCGGAGCCGGGGGGGGAACCCGGGGCAGCGUGGGAAGGAGAUGGGGGCAGAAGGGUGAGAGCGGCGUCGGGAAGAGGAGACAUCUCCGUAUUGGCGGCGUGUGACGGCUCAGCGAACACCCGAAUGGGAUUAGAGGAUUUCACGGACACUCAGCGCCGAACGAAGGCAGCGAGAGGAGCGGGGUUAACGGGGGUAUUUUGGUUCGCAAGGGCAGAGGCGGUGCUCCGCCGUUCCCAGCUCCGUCGGUGCCGUCGGUGCGGCGGUGCCACGAUGCCCAGGGCGCUGCUGCUGCUGCUGCUGCUGCUGCUGGCGGCGGCGGUGGAGCCGGAGGAAGAGACGGCGUUCACACAGAGCGCGGCCGACGAUGCGGCGCUCGCCGUCGGGGCCGCCCCGUCGAGUCUCGCCGCCUUCCAUCGGGCCGGCAAGGCGGCGUGGCGGCUGCCCGGGCGCUACGUGGUGCUGCUGCGGGCGGGCAGCGGGGAUGCCGAGGUGCGCGGCGCGGUGCGGGCGCUGCGGGUGCGGGCGGCACGGAGCGGGUACACGAGUGAACUGCUGCAUGUGUUCAGCCUGAUGCCCGCAUUCCUCGUGAGGAUGAGCAGAGACGUCCUGGAUGCGGCACUGAAGCUUCCACAUGUGGACUAUGUAGAGGAGGAUGCGUUCGUCUUUGCACAGAGCAUCCCCUGGAACCUGGGCAGGAUUGUGCCACCACUGCCCGGCACAGGCACCUACAGCCCUCCCAAUAAAGGCGACAAGGUUCAGAUCUACCUGCUGGACACCAGCGUGCAGAGCACCCACAGGGAGAUUGCAGGCAGGGUGCUCAUCACUGGCUUCCAGAAUGUCCCUGAGGAGGAGAGCAGCCACAUCCACAGGCAGGCCAGCGAAUGCGACAGCCACGGGACCCACGUGUCUGGGGUGCUGAGUGGGCGCGAUGCCGGCGUGGCCAGGGGUGCACACAUCCACAGCCUCCGUGUGCUGAACUGCCAGGGGAAGGGCACCGUCAGCGGGACGCUCAUUGGCCUGGAAUCUGUCAUGGCAGCGCUGCAGGCUCAGCCCAGCCCACUGCUGGUGGUGCUGCUGCCCUUUGCUGGUGCCCACAGCCGUGUGCUGAACGCCGGCUGCCGGAGGAUGGUGCAGAUGGGGGCGGUGGUGGUUGUGGCUGCUGGGAACUACAAGGACGAUGCCUGCCUGUAUUCACCUGCAUCUGAGCCAGAGGUGAUCACAGUUGGGGCCACUAACCGCGAGGACCAGCCGGCCUCCAUCGGCACAAUGGGCACCAACUUCGGCCGCUGUGUCGACCUGUUUGCACCAGGGGACGACAUCGUCGGUGCCUCCAGUGACUGCAGCACCUGCUUCACCGCGCAGAGCGGCACGUCGCAGGCGGCCGCACAUGUAGCAGGCAUCGUGGCCAUGCUGCUCAGUGCCGAGCCCCAUCUCAGUGUGGCCGAGCUGCGGCAGCGCCUCCUGCACUUGUCCACCAAGGAUGCUGUCAGCACGGCCUCCUUCCCUGAGGAGCAGCGGCUGCAGACCCCCAGCAGCGUGGUGGGGCUGCCUGCACAGCUGGGUCCAGACAAGGAGCUGCUGUGCCGCUCGGUGUGGUCAGCACGCUCAGGGCCCACCUGGCUGGCUGCAGCUGUGGCUCGUUGUGCCAGCACCGAGCAGCUGCUGGGCUGCUCCAGCUUCUCACACAGCGGCUGGCGGCUGGGAGAGCACAUGGAGGACAAGGAGGGGCAGAAGCAAUGUGUGGCCCACAGCGCCAUUGGGGGACGAGGGGUCUACGCCAUUGCCAGGUGCUGCACAUGGCCCCGUGCUCAGUGCCUGCUCAGCACCAGCUCACAGGGUGACGAUGGGGCCGGCUGCUCUCUGCAGGACCAUGUGCUGACUGGUUGCAGCUUCCAUUCCCCUGUUGGUGUGCUGGGUGAUGGCGGCAGGCCCAUGCUGGGGGCAGGCAGCAGGGCUGGUGGCUGUACAACAAGGCCAGAGGGCACAGCACAUGCAUCCUGCUGCCCUGCUGCCAUGCUGGAGUGCCAUGUGAAGGACCACAAGCCUGAGGGCUCUGCAGAGAAGGUGACAGUGUCCUGUGAUGCUGGCUGGACGCUGACAGACUGCAGCGCUCACUUGCAGGGUCCUGGCACCUUGGGUUCCUAUGCUGUGGCUGACACCUGUGUUGCAGCCAGUGCUCCUGGCAGCCUCGCACCCAGAGCCAUCGCCAUUUGUUGCCGGAGCCGGCAGUAGGGCUGGGCUGACAGCACUGUUGUAGCAGGCCUGGAUGCUGGCAGGGCACAGCAGUGCCACAGAGCCCUGACCCACCACAUCCCUGUACAUACAGUGACUGUAUAGUAUAUUGUAGCUCACAUUACUACAGAAUCAGCUGCUGCUCAUUAGCAUGCUUUUUGUUGUUAGAGUUAAGGACCCAUUGGUGCUCCACACUGCUGUAAAUUGCUCUGUUCCACAGCUCCAGACAGACCCAGCUGCACCUCCUUCUUGAAAAGGAAUCAUCUUUUGUAGCACUUUUCAUCUUGUACAUUUGUACUUUCAAUAUUUAUUUGGAGUUUUAUAAAUAAACCUUCUUAUAAUUGCCUUCUAACAAUGAAAUUCCUAGAGCAGCACUUUGCAGAUCCACGCUCCAGUUUCUGACCAUCCCCAAGGGUAAAAGGUUGCAGGGCAGAGCUGGGAUGAGGUCUCUGAGCUCUGCUUUGUUAGUGACACAACCAAGUUUGUUUUUAAAACAGCAUCUGAAUGCAAGAGCUUCAAGUUGUGGAAACAAAACGUCACCCAGCUUCAGGAAAUGUGUCCUUGGUGCUGCUGCCAUGAGCUCUGGGUGGAACACAGCAAGGUCUGAGCCCAGCAGAAGGUCAGUGCAGGUGCUCAGGAAACAGCAGCCUCCUGUUAUUGAGGUAUAUCACAACCACUGCUCCAGGCAGAAGCCAGGCGGAUGCUCAUGCAGCAGUGAGUCCAGCACAGCUCUUAUGGCUCAGUUCACACUCACUCACAUGAGAUCAGUGAGGGGAAAUGAUAUGGGAACAAGAUCAGCCCUUGCUGAGCAUCUGUGUGCAGGUAAGCAGAAAAAUUAAUCUUGUUUGUUCUGGGGAUCAAACUGAAAAAAAUAAAACAGCAAAAUAAACCUGAGGGAUCCUGUUACACCUGAGGACACGUGGGGCAGUUUUAUCAGCCCAAGAAGCAGCACAUGUACUUGAUACCCAGUCCUUCCUCCAGGACAGGAACUGCCAGUGGAGGCUGUGGGUGAUGUGAACACAAGGACUUGUGUUUCAAGCAUGCCCUGUCUGAGGCCUCUAGCUUUGCUUGCAGAGGAAGGCAGAAAGGCAAUGGGGACAGCAGCACAGCUUUGUGCACUGGGCACCAACAGAUC